Molecule: messenger RNA, 4954 nt
Organism: Nyctereutes procyonoides (raccoon dog)
Lineage: Eukaryota; Metazoa; Chordata; Mammalia; Carnivora; Canidae
Gene: PLCL1
Product: phospholipase C like 1 (inactive)
Exons: 6
Coding region: 276-3566 (1096 amino acids)
Biological process (GO): intracellular signal transduction; lipid metabolic process
Molecular function (GO): phosphatidylinositol-4,5-bisphosphate phospholipase C activity
Source: RefSeq, a predicted model, not a curated record
GCCCCGCGUGCCGGCCCCUCCCUCUCCUUUCCGCGGCUGCCCGCGGGCGCUCGCGUCUCCUUCCCGGUUCCCGCCGCCGCGCCCCCGCGGACCGCCGGCCUCCCGGACCCGAGCGAUGCCUCCUCUGCGCAAAGUUGCCGCCGCCGCCGCCGCCGCCGCGGGGCGCUGAGCAGAGUCCGGCAGGGCCGCCUCCGGGCGAGGAGCGCAGGGCGCCCGGGGCUGGACUCCGCGGCGGGGCGUGUGCCGCCCGCCCCGGAGAGCGCGGCUCGCCGGCCAUGGCCCAGGGCGCGGCGGGCAGGGAGGGUCCCGCGCCGCCCGACGCGGCCGGGGGCGAAGACGACCCCCGAGGGGGCCCGGACGCCGCCUGCGGGGAAGGCGUGGCUGCGGCCGCCGGGGGCCGCUGGAGGGACCGCCGCAGCGGGGUCGCGCUGCCCGGCGCUGCGGGGGCCGCGGCUGACAGCGAGGCGGGCCUCCUGGAGGCGGCGCGCGCGACCCCCCGGCGCAGCAGCAUCAUCAAGGAUCCUUCAAACCAAAAAUGUGGUGGAAGAAAGAAAACAGUGUCUUUCAGCAGCAUGCCCUCGGAAAAGAAAAUUAGCAGUGCGAGUGACUGCAUCAGCUUCAUGCAAGCUGGCUGUGAACUGAAGAAGGUCCGGCCAAAUUCUCGUAUUUAUAACCGUUUUUUCACUCUGGACACGGACCUCCAAGCUCUUCGCUGGGAACCUUCCAAGAAAGACCUUGAGAAAGCUAAGCUUGACAUUUCCGCUAUAAAAGAAAUCAGACUGGGGAAGAACACAGAAACAUUUAGAAACAAUGGCCUCGCUGACCAGAUUUGUGAGGACUGUGCCUUUUCCAUACUCCAUGGGGAAAACUAUGAGUCUCUGGACCUAGUUGCCAAUUCAGCAGACGUAGCAAACAUCUGGGUGUCAGGUUUACGGUACCUGGUUUCUCGAAGUAAGCAACCCCUAGACUUUAUGGAGGGCAAUCAGAACACACCAAGAUUCAUGUGGUUGAAAACGGUGUUUGAAGCAGCAGAUAUCGAUGGGAAUGGGAUUAUGUUGGAAGACACCUCUGUAGAGUUAAUAAAACAGCUCAACCCUACCCUGAAGGAAUCCAAGAUCAGGUUAAAGUUUAAAGAAAUCCAGAAGAGCAAAGAAAAACUAACGACACGAGUGACAGAAGAGGAAUUUUGUGAAGCUUUUUGUGAACUCUGCACCAGGCCAGAAGUAUAUUUCUUACUGGUACAGAUAUCUAAAAACAAAGAAUAUUUGGAUGCCAACGAUCUCAUGCUCUUUUUAGAAGCUGAGCAAGGAGUCGCCCAUAUUACUGAGGAUAUGUGCUUAGACAUUAUUCGGAGAUAUGAACUUUCCGAAGAGGGACGUCAAAAAGGGUUUCUUGCAAUUGAUGGCUUUACCCAGUAUCUGUUGUCACCAGAAUGUGACAUUUUUGAUCCUGAGCAGAAAAAGGUUGCUCAAGAUAUGACGCAGCCAUUAUCUCACUACUACAUCAAUGCAUCCCACAACACCUAUCUCAUAGAAGACCAGUUCAGGGGCCCGGCUGAUAUUAAUGGAUAUGUUAGAGCUUUGAAAAUGGGCUGUCGUAGCAUUGAACUUGAUGUCAGUGAUGGUUCAGACAAUGAACCGAUCCUUUGUAAUCGAAAUAAUGUGACAACACACCUUUCCUUUCGAAGUGUCAUAGAGGUGAUAAAUAAAUUUGCCUUUGUUGCUUCUGAGUACCCACUCAUUCUUUGUUUGGGAAAUCACUGCUCCCUACCACAGCAGAAGAUAAUGGUUCAACAGAUGAAAAAGGUCUUUGGCGAUAAGCUCUAUAUAGAGGCGCCUUUGCCAUCAGAAACCUACCUCCCAUCACCAGAAAAAUUGAAAAGAAUGAUUAUUGUGAAAGGAAAGAAAUUGCCUUCUGACCCAGAUGUUUUAGAAGGAGAAGUAACAGAUGAAGAUGAAGAAGCAGAAAUGUCUCGAAGGCUGUCGGUAGAUUACAAUGGUGAGCAGAAACAAAUCUUGCUGUGUAAGGAGCUCUCUGAUUUGGUAUCUAUCUGCAAGUCUGUUCAGUAUAGGGAUUUUGAACUGUCUAUGAAGAGCCAAAACUAUUGGGAAAUGUGUUCAUUUAGUGAAACAGAGGCCAGCCGAAUUGCAAAUGAAUACCCAGAGGAUUUUGUAAAUUAUAAUAAGAGGUUCUUAUCAAGGGUCUAUCCAAGUGCCAUGAGGAUCGAUUCCAGUAACUUGAAUCCACAGGACUUUUGGAAUUGUGGCUGUCAGAUUGUGGCAAUGAAUUUUCAGACUCCAGGUCCAAUGAUGGAUCUUCACACAGGCUGGUUUCUUCAAAAUGGGGGAUGUGGUUAUGUUCUACGGCCAUCCAUCAUGCGAGAUGAAGUUUCUUACUUCAGUGCAAACACAAAGGGCAUUGUACCUGGGGUGUCUCCUCUAGCUCUUCAUAUCAAGAUCAUCAGUGGUCAGAAUUUUCCAAAGCCCAAGGGAGCUUGUGCCAAAGGAGAUGUCAUAGAUCCCUACGUUUGUAUAGAGAUACAUGGAAUUCCAGCAGAUUGUUCAGAACAAAGAACUAAAACUGUCCAGCAGAACAGUGAUAACCCUAUUUUUGAUGAAACUUUUGAGUUUCAAGUAAACCUACCUGAGCUGGCCAUGAUUCGUUUUGUUGUUCUGGAUGAUGACUACAUUGGGGAUGAGUUUAUAGGACAAUAUACAAUACCAUUUGAAUGUUUGCAGCCGGGAUAUCGGCAUGUGCCCCUGCGCUCUUUUGUGGGUGACAUCAUGGAACAUGUAACCCUUUUUGUCCAUAUAGCAAUAACUAAUCGAAGUGGAGGAGGAAAGGCACAGAAGCGCAGCCUGUCAGUGAGAAUGGGGAAGAAAGUUCGAGAAUAUACCAUGCUCAGGAAUAUCGGCCUUAAGACCAUAGAUGACAUCUUUAAAAUAGCAGUUCAUCCCUUACGAGAAGCCAUAGAUAUGAGAGAAAAUAUGCAGAAUGCCAUAGUGUCUAUUAAGGAACUAUGUGGACUUCCUCCAAUUGCCAGUCUGAAGCAGUGCCUGUUGACCCUGUCGUCUCGGCUCAUCACCAGUGACAAUACCCCUACGGUGUCUCUUGUGAUGAAAGACAACUUUCCUUAUCUGGAGCCUCUGGGGGCAAUUCCAGAUGUGCAGAAAAAAAUGUUGGCUGCUUAUGACCUGAUGAUUCAAGAGAGCCGAUUUCUCAUAGAAAUGGCAGAUACAGUCCAGGAAAAGAUUGUGCAGUGUCAGAAAUCAGGGAUGGAGUUCCAUGAGGAACUUCAUAAUCUAGGGGCAAAAGAAGGCUUGAAAGGAAGAAAACUCAACAAGGCAACUGAGAGCUUUGCUUGGAACAUUACAGUAUUGAAGGGCCAAGGAGAUCUGUUGAAGAACGCCAAGAAUGAAGCUGUAGAAAACAUGAAGCAGAUCCAGCUGGCAUGCUUGUCUUGUGGACUUAGUAAAGCACCCAGCAGUGGUGCAGAAGCCAAGAGCAAACGCAGCCUGGAAGCCAUAGAGGAGAAGGAGAGUGGCGAGGAGAACGGGAAGCUGUGACCCUGAGCAGUACUGACACGCUCACCCAUCCUUCCCUUUGAGGACUCUGGUUUUUCUUUCUGGUUUUCUUUCUUUAAGCUUUUUAGAAGUUCACAAAAAGAUGCCCUCUAUAAGGUGUUGGACAUAGAGAGAUAUUUUCACAAUGUCAGUAUUUUAAUGUAGUUAAUUUAUCUAAGUUAAAACCUUUAGUAGCAGUGUUUAAAAUUCUGAGAUGUAUGUACAUACCCAUGUAUGGUUGUGGGUGUGAGUGUGUGUGUAUGUGUGUGUGUGAGAAGACAAAGAAAGAAGAAGGAAAGAAACAAAGAAAGAAAAAAGAAAGAAACAAGAGUGACAGUGAGAGAGAGAAAAAGAUUGAGAAAGAUUGUGAUCCUAUGAAAAUCUAUUCUAUGUUGCAUUAUUCAUUUAGUAAGUUAUUACUUUAUCAUUUUGGGGCAAAUUUGUUAAUCUGAAAUUCUAAAGAGCACUUACUAUAACCAGUUGCUGUGUUUAAUUUUACUUCUCUACCUUUGUCAUUUAAUUUAGAGAUCUUAACAUAGGUUAUUAUCAAAGGAAGGCAAAUUUACCAAUGCAUAGAUGUUUUGAUAGAUUAGAUGUAGAUUAGAAAAAUUCCUAAGAAUCACAGUAGAAAUAAAAGUGACUAAAAGGUAAACAAGUGAUCAGAAUUUCUGAGAUCAGCAAAAUCAUUUCUUCAGUUGAAAACUCUUUAAACUAUUUAUUAAAUAAAAUAACUUUUUAGAAAUUUGUUUUCUAGUUGUUUAAUAAACACAUAUGAUUUCAAUGGAAAAGCUGAUCAUAAAUGAAUUUAUACCCACCUAUGUGGAACUUUGAAACACAGUGAGAGAUCUGUUGUAAUUAGGAUUUUUAUGUGACAUUGCUUUCAGUCAUUCUUCCAAACUGGGAGUCUAGCAUUCAUUUUUUAAAUGCACAUGAGCAGUUAGGAGGCUUGUCUUUGAUUAAAUAUAAUUUAUUGUACUAAAUUUGAAUUUAAAGACAUCAUUCAAACAAUGCCACAUUAUCACGCUGAGCUGAUACAAAUUCUGUGGAUCAGAUAACAUGUUUGUGAUGACUUAAGAACUAACUGAUUACAAAUAAGAUAUGGUUUUAAUACAUGAACAAAAACAUACACACAAAAGAAGCAAACUUAAUUAGGGUACAUUUAUAAUUUUUUAAUAUAAUUUUUAUAAUAUUUAUUUAAAACAUUGCUUUUAUUUUGAAAAGCUUCUUAAUUAAUUUGAUUAACAAAUAUGCUAGUUUUGGGGGAACCUAGGGAAGUAAUUGUUGACAUUUUGCAAAUAUAAGCAUCUUCUAUAGCUACCAUGUUAUUUCUGACUUCUUAACACUAUUAUGUUCAUGUUGCACAUUACUGAAAGUAAAGAUAUGAAACAACA